Messenger RNA from Pseudocercospora fijiensis CIRAD86, 906 nucleotides. RefSeq lists its product as uncharacterized. Bases 1 to 906 code for a protein of 301 amino acids. The record is from RefSeq and is a predicted model, not a curated record. NCBI's taxonomy places the organism in Eukaryota, Fungi, Ascomycota, Dothideomycetes, Mycosphaerellales, Mycosphaerellaceae. The transcript is spliced from 2 exons.
AUGUCGUUGACCUGGACUUCUUACAACCAAACACGCCACGAGCAUGUGGACAGCACAUUUCCCUUCGACGGUACCGACAUCUACAAAGCUUUCCAAAAAGAGGGCUAUCCAGUCAAAUGGCUGCACAGCACUACUGCUUUCACGCUGGGUAACGUGGUCAUCCGAGCACCUCAUAAGGAGGUCACCUGUAUCAGCUUAAGGAAAGACGACGCCCAGCUGCCAUAUGUCAGGACCAUUCUGCGCGGCAUCAGACAUCGCAUGGCGACGGAGAAGAACCUAGCUGAACUCCCUGCGAAGCUUGCAGAGGAGAAUCGGAAGAAGUUCGACGUUGGGGCAUUUCUAGAUCAAAGGCGAAGCCGGAAGGACGGCGCACCAAGCGAUCGCGAGCCGCUGCUGGACGGAAUACAAGACGUGUGCACCAACGCUUCCAAAGCCAGACUGGAGUUCGAGCAGGCUCUUCAUGAAUUGCACAUUCGGGAGCAAGGAUUAUUAUUGGAGGAAGAUGUUCCCAAGGUCUUGGGGACGCGUUCCAUCGCAGAGGACGAUGUCGAGGAGGACAUCCUUCUUCAAAACGUUCGCACGGCCUGGCAGGAGCGCAAGCAACAGUGUGAAGCUCGACUCGCAAAUCCUCAGCUCGUCAAAGCUUCUGAGGCCGCCUUCAAAAGUUUCCGAGCAGAUGUGAGGGAGCUAUCCAGAUGCCAUGUGAAGAAGCCAUCCAGAUCGCAUGCAAGGGUUGAGGCUUGGCUUGAUGGAUGCUAUGGGAAGCAAGAGGCCGCGCUUUCCCUCGAACAACAAUCCUGGCCAACUGAGCUGCUCCAGGACAUGCCAUGCUCGACUUCAAAACUCGCUCGUGCGCACGACUCCGUAUUCUCUUCGAGGGAGCAGCUGCAAAUUUUGGGCUUGUGA